This is a messenger RNA of Ananas comosus (pineapple), 2793 nucleotides long. RefSeq names its product dual specificity protein kinase Ttk. Gene Ontology annotation, biological process: peptidyl-serine phosphorylation; protein localization to kinetochore; meiotic spindle assembly checkpoint signaling. Gene Ontology annotation, cellular component: kinetochore; spindle; nucleus. Gene Ontology annotation, molecular function: protein serine/threonine kinase activity; protein serine/threonine/tyrosine kinase activity; ATP binding. Lineage: Eukaryota; Viridiplantae; Streptophyta; Magnoliopsida; Poales; Bromeliaceae. The record is from RefSeq and is a predicted model, not a curated record. The coding region runs from base 242 to 2539 and encodes 765 amino acids. The transcript is spliced from 6 exons.
ACAAGCGGCAUUUCAAAUUGCUUCUUUCCAUCAUUCCUCCUGCUUUCCGACCUCCCCACCCUUCGCUGGCGGAAGCCCCUUCUCCUCCCUCAUUUUCCCCACUCCUCUCGGCCCGAGAGAAGCAACCCCUAGGAGAAGGGGAGGUUACAAUCCCCUCCCACCCGCACGAAAGCCUAACCUUAUCCAUUAGCUCCGCCGCGCUUCCCCGCUGCCGGCGAGAUGCCGUUGGGAUCCGCCGCCGAUGGAAAGGAAGGCUGACCUUCCGGCUCCCCCGCCGGCCACCUCUCAGAGCAUCCCGAUUUCCGCUGCCGCGGAUGCUCUCACCUCCUCGUCCUUCUCCUCCUCCUCCUCCGCCUCCGCCUCCCCGCCCGAUUUCCUCCGUCACGUUCAUGCCGCAAUCAAGCGCCACAGGCCUCCUGGUACAAUGCAGUCGAACUUCCCGCGAGCGCGCCGUGUGUUGGUUCCUCAGACAGAGCCAUCGAAGAGCACUACCACAAUCUCUUCCAUGACUGGCAAUAUGUCAGGCAAGAUGCUAUCCCUUUCAGGAGCAGUUAGGACGUCAAAUGUGGCUUGCUGUCAGAAGAAGGAAGGGGCUUCUGGACCAGCAGCAGCGACUCCGCCAGUUAAUCAAGAGGAGUCCUCUAUUACUCCUCCUUCUAUUUCUGGGACUAUUACUAGUACUCGGGAUCACAACAUCAAACAGCUUGGAUCGCAGAAGGACGAUUAUGAAUUGAUGUUUGACAGGGAAAAGUCAGCUUUGGGAAUUUCUUCAUCUCAGCUGGCACCUCCCCAUGUCUCGGUUGAUGUUGAUUUCAAGAAGGACAAAGUUUUUUUAUCUGCUGAUGCACAAUUAACUUUCCAGAGUUCUCUUUAUGCAGGUGAUAAUGCACGAUUGACCAGUGGUAGUAAAAUGGAUGGCAUGUCAACUUAUCUGCAUUCUCUUGCAUUGACAGAAGGGGAGGGUUAUUUGGCAAAUCGGGCAACGCAUGAUCAAGAUCGGAAGCAGCAUGGUAUUGAGAGCAUGGAAGUCUCUGGGAGAGAUGAGCAAAUUUAUGAUCUGCAUCAUGCAGAACCGCUGACUCGGUGUUCAGCUAUGGGCUCAUCAGGUGUGACUACAUUGUCAGUUCACUCUGCUCCAACUUUUCAAAGUACACGGGCUCCGCAGGCUCCAACUCAGAUGUCAUCAUGUGCUGUAGAGACAUCUUCAGGCAUUCUAGAUAAUGUUAUUCCUAAAGAACAAGGGACUGCUGUUAGGGAUGUAGAUUGGCAGCAAAAUAAUCAACAGCUUCUCCAUAUGAAUGAAGCUCUGAAGGAGAGAGCUGUUGCCGGCAGCAAUGCUAGCUCUUUGCCUUCUCAAAUACGAUCUACAAGUAACCCUUCUUCAAGUUUGGAACAAGGGUCUUCUCAAUUAAAUAAGGCUGACAAGGCUCCUCGUAGAAAGAAAUUUGAUCCUGAUGUUUUCUUUAAGGUGAACGGGAAGCUCUAUCAAAAGCUCGGAAAAAUAGGAAGUGGUGGUAGCAGUGAAGUUCAUAAGGUUAUAUCUUCAGAUUGCAUGAUAUAUGCCCUGAAAAAGAUCAAGCUGAAAGGUCGCGACUAUCCUACUGCCUAUGGAUUUUGUCAAGAGAUUGAGUAUUUGAACAAGCUGAAGGGGAAGAGUAAUAUCAUUCAGCUUAUAGACUAUGAGGUGACAGAUAAAAGCUUGCUUCAAGAAGGGUCCAUGAAGAUAAAGGAUGGAAGAAUUAAAGAUGACCAUCACAUUUAUAUGGUACUUGAGUAUGGAGAAAUUGAUCUUGCUCACAUGGUUGCACAAAAGUUGAAGGAGACAAGUAACCCAAGUUUGCAAAUAGAUGAGAAUUGGCUGAGGUUUUACUGGCAGCAAAUGCUUGAAGCCGUUAAAACAAUACAUGAGGAGCGUAUUGUCCACUCUGAUUUGAAGCCUGCCAACUUUUUACUGGUCCGGGGCUCUUUAAAACUUAUCGACUUUGGCAUUGCUAAAGCUAUAUUAAGUGAUACAACAAAUAUCCAGCGUGAUUCACAGGUGGGAACACUGAACUAUAUGUCCCCAGAGGCAUUCAUGUGCAACGAGCAUGAUGCAAACGGGAGCACAAUCAAGUGUGGACGGCCAUCAGAUAUCUGGUCUCUUGGCUGUAUUCUAUACCAGAUGGUGUAUGGCAAGACACCGUUUUCGGAGUACAAGACCUUUUGGGCCAAGUUCAAGGUCGUAACGGAUCGGAACUACCAAAUCAUUUAUGAGCCCGUUUCUAAUCCGUGGCUCAUUGAUCUCAUGCGCAGAUGCCUUGCAUGGGAUCGCAAUGAGAGGUGGCGCAUUCCACAGCUUCUUCAGCACCCGUUUCUUGUUCCUCCUAUAGCACGAGAGCCGUCCCCUGAUCACCCAUGGAAAGCUCUACUGGAGAGGGUUGGGGUAUAUUGGAACAAUCCAGAUGUUUCUAGGUUGUGUUCUGAACUUCAUAAAGUGGUAGCCGAGUGCGAGAAGGCAGGAAGAGUUUCAGCUACUGAUGUGGAGCAAAGCACAUUGUGAUUAUGUUAUGUAGACAUUGUGUUUUGGUAAUCUAGUAGAGAUUAGCGCUUUCUUCCACUGAUGCAGAAAUAUAUGUGCAUUCUAUGUUUGGAACUCUUCUGCUAUGGCUGCUUUCUGGGCCUGUGUGGCCCAGAAAAGUUUUGUGAUGGUUGAUCUAAAAUGACCUCAAGAAGGUUCAAUUUCUGUUAAUGCCCCCCCAAUGAUCAGUGCCUUUCACACAGGUCAUGCUGAGAAAUACUAUUUUCUGCAUAGAA